AGCUGCACGAUGCAGAGAGCCAUUUCCGCUACUUACGGAUGUCCAAGGAACCUUUGAUGUUCUGGUCGCAAAGGUAGCUCUUGCUUUAAAAAGAAGCUCUUAUCAGAGCGUCCAUCGGCCGGAGAUCUCACCAGGAGAAAGAUUGGCUUUGACUUUACGUUGUCUUGCAACCCGCAACUUGCAAGUGUCAGUUUCGUUCAGUUUUAGAGUUGGCCGUGCGAUUGUAUGCCAUAUUCAAGAAAUUUGUUUUGCAUUGUGGCAAGCUCUUCAGCCUGAAUAUCUAAAAGCACCUUCAAGCGAGGAAGAUUGGAACCUUCAAGCGAGGAAGAUUGGAAGAGCAUUAGCAAAGAGUUUACAAAGCUGUGGAAUUUUCCUAACUGUAUUGGAGCCAUUGACGGCAAGCACAUCUCUACAAACUCCCGGUAAUGCAGGGUCGUUAUAUUACAAUUAUAAGGGAGGCUACUCAAUUGUUCUAAUGGCAGUGUGCGAUGCACAUUACCGGUUUCCUUUGUCGACAUCGGGGAAUUCUGGUCGCCAUAGUGAUGGAGGUGUACUUUCAAAUUCGGAAUUUGGCAAGGCAUUGGAAGCAGGGAACCUCGGCAUGCCAUCGCCUACAUCUUUACCAGGUACUGGCAUUGAGGUGCCGUUCGUGUUUGUGGGAGACGAAGCGUUUUCACUUCAACGCAAUAUUCUUCGUCAGUGUCCUGGCAUAAAUUUGGCAGAUUCAAAGGCGAUCUUUAACUAUCGUUUGAGUCAUGCCAGACGCAUCAUUGAGAACAGUUUUGGCAUCCUAACCGCAAGGUGGCUUAUCUUCAGGAGGCCGAUAAUUGCGUCUCCCGAUAAUGUAGACAUUUUCAUUCAGGCGGCCAUAGCCCAACAUAACUACCUGAGAACCACCCAGUCAACAGUUUGCUGCUCACGUGGAUUUAGUGAUGCAGAGGAUGCAGCAGGAAACAUCAUUGAAGGGACCUGGAGAAGUGAGGUGGCUGGAGAUAAUGGAUUGAACGGGGUGUGCUCUUUAGGAAGCAACAUGCACAGUAGAUCUGCAGCUCCAGUUAGGAACACUUUCGAAACUAUUUUAUGUCCCCUGAAUGAGAGGUAAUGUGGCAGUAUCACCAUAUUCACCGUACAGAAUACUAGCUAACAUCUGUUGUCAAUAGAUUUGCUGGUAUUAUGAAGUGAUGCAUUGUGUGUUCAGUAACAUUAAUUAACGUGUCCACGCUGUGCAAGAUUACAAUAGUAAGUUUCAGCCUUUAGAUCAGCCCUCUUUGAUGAUUUUAUGGCUUUUAUAAAGCCGGUUAUAAGAUGAAGAUGGGCAAGAUGUUUAAUAUAUGGACGGACGGUGAGGGCUCAGAUAAUUUAGUUUGCUGUAUUGAUAGCCGAAUUGCGCUUCAUACAUACUUUUUGUAUUUUUAUCUCAGCCAUGGAUU
Messenger RNA from Corticium candelabrum, 1430 nucleotides. RefSeq lists its product as uncharacterized. The transcript is spliced from 2 exons. NCBI's taxonomy places the organism in Eukaryota, Metazoa, Porifera, Homoscleromorpha, Homosclerophorida, Plakinidae. Bases 476 to 1102 code for a protein of 208 amino acids. The record is from RefSeq and is a predicted model, not a curated record.